AAAAGCAAUGGAAAAAAUAUCCUCAGGCAAGGAUUAAUACAAAACCAAAAAAAAGCAUAUCUGCAGAAAUGUAUGUAAUAUAAGCUAUAAGAAGGCUGUUUCCUUACCAGGAUGUCCGUGUCAUGGCUGUAGUGACCAAGUUUUGUUGCAAAUAUGCAAUUGACUCCCUGUUUCUCAUUGCAUUUGUGCUUGUAGUUAAGAACUUUCUGGUUUUUUUCCUAGAAACUGAACAGUUUUAGCUACCUUUAUUUUCUAAAAAUUCUAGACUUUAUAGUUCAGUGGAUGUCUUUGAACAGUAAAACCGAGAAACUAUAAAUACUAUUUCUUUUCAAUUCCCUAUAUUUGGUUUAGACAUAAUCCCUAUCAUUUGGACAUCUUUCGUAGGAAUCGGUGAAAAGAUUCGAAUGAACCUGAGCUAUAAACCUGUCAUUGGAAGAUGUAAUUAGCCAGUCAGUGGCCACAAAGGAUAUUUGAUUUUUUUGAAAGCUUUUUAAAAUCAGUAUUAUAUGGCUGCAAGUGAUAAAUGAUCAACAAUCAAGACUGUGAAGGUCACACUUUCUGAUGGUGGUGACGAGCCAUGGCGACCGAUGAUAAAGUUGCCAUCUUAACUGAUGACGAGGAGGAACAAAAGAGAAAAUACGUGCUCGCUGAUCCUUUUAAUGGUAUUUCCAGGGAACAAGAGCCACCUUCUAAUGAAACACCCUCCUCCACAGAAACAAAUGCUAUUCCUGAAGAGGAAAUAGACUGGAUAGAGAAACAUUGUGUUAAAAUAAACAAUGAUCUUCUCAUUUCCAAGGUCUUCUACUUUUUCUUUUACGCUGCAUAUGGCUCUCUUUACCCACUUCUGCCCGUAUAUUACAAACAGCUGGGAAUGUCACCAAGCCAGAGUGGGUUGCUAGUAGGUAUUCGAUACUUCAUUGAAUUCUGCAGCGCCCCCUUUUGGGGUGUAGUUGCAGAUCGCUUUAAAAAAGGCAAAACUGUCCUCCUCUUUUCUCUUCUGUGUUGGGUUUUAUUCAACCUGGGCAUUGGGUUCGUCAAACCUGCUACCUUGAGAUGUGUACCAAAGAUCCCCCCGACAGCUCGCCCCGCCAAUUCAAGUCACCUGAUAACCAUCCUGCCAGUGAAUUCUUCCGUUACGUCUUCCAUUACCGCAUCACCAAGAACGCGUGAGAAAAGAAACCUGCUGCUUUCCAGUGGGCCAGUGAUGGCAGACACAGGGCCCAAUGUCACAGAAACGUUAAUCUUCUCGACGGCUCUAAACAAGACCAGCACGCCCACUCUGCAGCCUCAGACAGGUGAAGUUACAGGCCAGAUUAAUGACGUGACCUUGCAUCCGAGCGCUGGAACCCCUGUCCCCCCCGAAAUUGUAACCAGAGAGACAACCACUCCUGUCAUCACUACCACCAAAUCUUUACCUUCUGACCAAGUCGCUCUUGUUUAUGAUCAACAAGAAGUAGAAGCUAUAUUCUUGGUGAUCUUAGUAGUUGUCAUUAUAGGAGAAUUUUUCAGUGCCUCUUCUGUCACCAUUGUGGACACGAUAACCCUCCAGUAUCUGGGAAAACACAGAGACCGGUAUGGAUUGCAGCGCAUGUGGGGCUCCCUGGGCUGGGGCCUGGCAAUGCUGUCCGUGGGCAUCGGGAUUGACUACACCCACAUAGAAGUGCUGGUUUACGGAAAGGGGUGUAAGGCCCCUGAGUACCGCAACUACCAGAUUGUCUUCAUCGUCUUUGGAGUUCUCAUGACCAUGGCCUUGAUUGUCGCUACUCAGUUCCGAUUCCGCUACAACCACUUCAAAAAUAAUGGCAAUAAAGGAAAAGAGGUGGAAAUCCCUCAGGUGGAGAGAAACAGCCCCACUGAGUCCUCUGAGGAGACACCAACCACGACAAGCCCCUCGCAGACUGUCAGCUUUUGGGACUUAAUCAGACUGCUUUGCAGUGUGCAGUAUGGCUCGGUGCUGUUCGUGGCUUGGUUUAUGGGCUUUGGAUACGGCUUUGUGUUCACCUUUCUCUACUGGCAUUUGGAGGACCUGAAUGGAACCACAACCCUCUUUGGAGUGUGUUCAGUCCUGAGUCACGUGUCUGAGCUGACAGCUUAUUUUUUUAGUCACAAGCUUAUUGAGUUGAUUGGCCAUAUCAGGGUUCUGUAUAUUGGCCUGGCUUGCAAUACGGCUCGCUAUAUUUAUAUUUCCUAUCUGGAAAAUGCCUGGACUGUCCUCCCCAUGGAAGUUCUUCAAGGAGUGACUCAUGCGGCCAUCUGGGCAGCCUGCAUUUCCUAUCUCAGUGCAGCUGUUCCCCCUGAGCUGAGGACGUCUGCUCAGGGCAUCCUGCAGGGCCUUCACCUGGGUUUGGGGAGAGGUUGUGGUGCCAUGAUUGGAGGCGUGUUAGUCAAUUAUUUUGGGGCUGCUGCAACCUUCCGAGGAAUUGGCAUGGCCUGCCUGGUGAUCCUCCUGCUCUUUGCCCUGAUCCAGUGGCUGGCGGUGCCAGAUGAGGAAGAAGACAAGACAAUGUUGGCAGAAAGGAUUCCUGUUCCAUCAAGUCCUGUUCCCAUAGCAACCAUCGACUUGGUACAGCAGCAGACAGAAGACGUCAUGCCACGCAUUGAGCCUAGACUUCCUCCCAGGAAAACCAAGCACCAGGAAGAACAGGAGGAUGUGAACAAGCCAGCCUGGGGAGUCAGCUCCUCUCCCUGGGUGACCUUCGUCUACGCACUCUACCAAAUUAAAGAGAUGAUGCAGCUAACAAGAGAAAACCAUGCUUCUGAGAUCCAGCCUUUGCAGGGGACCAGUGAGAAUCGGGGAGAUUCUCCAGCUGGUGGAGCCCGGCCUGUCCCAAGUGAGAUUCAUUCCGACUCAUCUAGAAACCAGCCAUCCCCUCAAACAGCAACAUCUCAGACGCAGAGCAGCUCUGCUCACCCCAGCGUGGACCAGCAUGCAAAGGAGAGUGUGGACCAGCAUGCAAAGGAGAGUGAGGGCCAGAAUGCAAAGGAGAGUGAGGACCAGCAGGCUCAGCCUGCCACUAGGGGACACUGAGGGGGCCUGCUCGUCUCACACCCUGCAUGGAACUGGGCUCCUCUGCCAGGACAGAUGGAGAGGUGUCCCGAACCCAGCACACGCCUCACCUUGAGGAGCAUCACACCACAUACACGCUUCUAAAUAUCUGAACCCAUUAACAUGGAAAACAUACACACAUAGUAGCUACAGUACAUAUUGGCAGAAAGAGUUAAAAUUCCAUAAUCCCACUGGAAUCACAGGAGGAAAAUGGAAUUCAGUGAGGACUUUCCGUUCUUUGGUUGGUUAGUUUAAGGACUACAGGACCUCUCUGCCAGGGCAGUAAGAGUUGAAGCUAGCAGUUACACUAAGUAAGUGGAGGGAAAGAAAGUGUUUCGAGGUGAGUGCUGACAUAAUUUCCCUCUUCUGAUUAUUUAUUCUAAUUAUUUGGUUCUUAAUGCAAACUGGGAAGAAACAAUACACCUAUAAUUCUGUUUCUCUUAAAGAGAACCAUUUAAAAAUUGUCCGAUUUAAAAAAUACAGUAAGCAGAUAAAAGUUAGAAUAUAUGCUUUUGUUUAAAAAAAAAAAGGAAAAAGUUUCAUCAGAAACGUGGCAUAUCUCUAGCAAAUAUAUUUUUAUAUGUGUAUGGUAUAUAAUGAAAACAGUUGAUUAUUUGAGCAAAAGCUGUUAUUGACUAAAGCUAAGCUGAGCUUUAAAAUGCCUUUUGUUUUAAAUGGGCUUUGAGACCAGAGGAGGGAAUAUUCCAUAGACCCGACCAACUCAGUAUCCUGUCGCCUGAUAGACAGGGGUUUACUAAAUACACUGAUACUGUAAAUAGCCUCUGUCACUAUUUACAAUUUUAGUGAUUCAGGCUCUACUCAGAUGAUGGAAUUUUUUUUAAAAAAAUACUGAAUUCCUAAGGGUUUCUUUAAUUAAGCAGUACUAUUUACAAAUAACAGUAUAUGAUUUAAGUGCCUGGGGGAGGGAUACAGUUUUUAAAAAUUACAUAAUGGGUCCAGUUUUUGCUCUUUUUGGUGAGAGGGGAAAAGGUAGUGAAUAGGAAACCAGGACUGGAAAGGACAGUAAGAAGUAACUAUACUUCCCAAUGACUGAAGACACAAAUCUCAGUCUAUUCUUUCCCGGGAAGACACAGUCAGACACUGGACAGCUAGAUGUGGGUAUGCUGCUGAAGCUGUUACAGCUACUGUCAGAACAAUGUCUGGGUUAUGCGCAUAAAGCUUGCUGCUAAACAUGAAAGCCGAGGCUAACGGAGCCUGGGAGCCUGUGGAAAGGGAACGCUGC
Messenger RNA from Miniopterus natalensis, 4289 nucleotides. RefSeq names its product major facilitator superfamily domain containing 6 (gene MFSD6). Gene Ontology annotation, cellular component: plasma membrane. The record is from RefSeq and is a predicted model, not a curated record. Lineage: Eukaryota; Metazoa; Chordata; Mammalia; Chiroptera; Miniopteridae. Gene Ontology annotation, biological process: antigen processing and presentation of exogenous peptide antigen via MHC class I.